Messenger RNA from Euleptes europaea (tarantolino), 4377 nucleotides. RefSeq names its product protein phosphatase 1 regulatory subunit 26 (gene PPP1R26). The record is from RefSeq and is a predicted model, not a curated record. Gene Ontology annotation, biological process: negative regulation of phosphatase activity. Gene Ontology annotation, molecular function: protein phosphatase inhibitor activity. NCBI's taxonomy places the organism in Eukaryota, Metazoa, Chordata, Lepidosauria, Squamata, Sphaerodactylidae.
AAGUGAUUUGCCUGAGAAAUGUGCAGGCCCUCUCAUUCAUCUAGUACAAUGUUUCUUAUGAAUACCUCUCCUUUGGUAGCCCUCCAGAGAAAAUGGGAGCCUUUUGCCCAGGCAACGAGCUGUCGAUACCCUGUCUGCUUCUCAGAAUCUGAAGAUGACAUUGCUAGAACUUCUGUAAGCACCAAAGUACAGAUGAUCAUAAACAAUCUGCAAAGUGAAGAGUCAUCCUUGGGCACUACCAGUGAAUAUGGCUGUAUUUUGCAGGAAAAAAGGAAGGGAGUGAAAUUCAGAGGCCACAACCUGCGGGGCCAUGGCAGGAUGCCACCACAGGGGCUUGCAAAGUAUGCCCGGGGCAGUUGCCCUGCUGACUCUGAUGGCAUGGAAGUGGAAGAGCGUUCAGAGUUUGGGCCCCUCCUGCUGAAUUCUGACAGUGAUGAUUCUGUUGAUCAAGAAAUAGAGGAAGCCAUUCAAGAGUACUUGAAAAACAAAGGCCAGAACAUCCCACCCUUGCCAGGCGAUGCCAAGAGUUUGCCCAGCACUCAUGCAGACAAGAGGCUCAGAAAAGAACAUCCUUCCUAUGAUGUAGCUUGUAAUGCGUUCCCUGCCAGUGUGAAAGUUGAUGUGAUCCCUCAGCACCUUGCUCCUGACUUUCUGGGAGAUGACACGCUCCAGUGGACCCCCUCCCCUUGCAGCGUGAGCAGUGAUGACUCAUUUGAACAGAGUAUAAAAGCUGAGAUAGAACAGUUCCUCAGUGAAAAGAAACAGCAAGCAAGAAAGAAGAUGGUGUCUGGGGGGAGUAGGAAUCUGGAUCAGAAAGAGGCACAGGAGAAGUUUACAAGUCAGAAAAUCGGAACUAGCAAAGCAAGCCCAAGUUCUUUCAAACGAGGAGGCAAGACGUUCUUCUUAAGGAGCUGUCCUGAAGUGCAAAACGUUAGCACUCCUCCCAAAUGUCUGAUGCUGAAAACAGAAGAGCUUGUGGAUGUCAAAAAAACAAGCCAAGUGUACCUUAAAGUUCCUGCGGCUGGCCAUUCCUACAUACUGGAGCAAAGUAAUGAUGGUGAGAUCAGGCAGAAGUUUUGUAAAGCCAGAGGAGAACAAGGCCCUGAAAGUGCGAAUUUAUCUGAUUCAAGUAGUGAUGAUGGCAUUGAAGAAGCUAUUCAGCUUUACCAGCUAGAAAAAGUCAGAAAAGCAGCAAAUGCCCAAGCAGGCUGUGUUCCUUCUCAGAAGGAAGGCCUUGGGGCCGGGGAGCUAGCAGAUAUAUCUGCAAACCUGACAAUCCAUCAAGAGAAAAGUGCCUUGCCAGAAAACCCCAGAGCAGCCCUAAGCAGCAAGAGGAAACAGCUCAGCUCAAAACCUACAGAAUUAAAUAGGAUUGGCUCGGGCUGUAAUGAGCUGGGGAAAGGCAGAUGUUGCAUAUCUCCAGCAAACAAUUUUGCCAGUGGUGCUGUCACAUCGCAGUCCUGCAGAGCAGAUACUGCAGCUGAGCUGAUGUGUGCAGAAGCCAUCCUGGACAUCUCCAAAACCAUCUUGCCACCCUUUGUGGCAGGCAACAACAGAUCCCUCUUGACAGACCCUUUCUUCCACUCCCAGAGUGUCCCUUCUUCCCACCCAGAGAGUGAUGGUAAUGCCGUGGACAGCGAUGACAGCAUUGAACAAGAGAUCAGGGCAUUUUUGGCUAUCAAAGCACAGACGGAACGUUUGAUAAUAAGAUCUGAUGAGGCCUCAAACACUAACCCGACUCCUCUGUCUUCUGGGCAGCCUGGGGAUCAGACCAAGAGGCCGAAGCGGUCCUUCCCCAACACAUUGAAAUUAUCCCUGGAUCAUAAAAGGAACCUUAAAAAGGAAAGCAGUGUAGCAAGACAGAGACAGGACAAACAAAUGACAUUAUUGGAGAUGGGCUGCAGCCAUCUGGAUAGUUACAGCCAUUCAAAACCCUUUACAUCCCAAAAGGAGAACGUUCUGAACAGUGUGAAAAGCAGUGACACUGGUGGGGCGUCUAAGCAACAAGAAGUCGCUCCAGCCACAGCCAGUUCUGUGGAUUUUGUGAACCCUCCAUCUCAGGGGCUUCUGGGCACGCAGGGGCUGGUAAAAAAUACAAGACAAGCUCUGCAUAAAUACGGCACAGAUGACAAGAGCAGCUCCUUGGACAGUGAUGAGGAUCUGGACACAGCAAUCAAAGACCUUUUAAGGUCAAAACGGAAGCUGAAGAAAAAAUCCAAGGACCAAAAAAUUCAGUGUAAGAAGAAGGUGAGAUUUGGGAACACCAAGAUGCAUAUUUUUGAGGAUAAACUUGAAGUCCUCCAAGACAAAGACUGCAAAUCCAAAAACCCCACCUUGCUAAAAAGCUGCCUCAUAAGAUCCAGAAGCAACAUUAGGGAAGAGAGUAUACAGGAGUCCCAGUGCAUUGUGAAAGGGAGUUCCAAAAGGGAAGAGGCUAGGCACCUUGCAUUAACCUUCGGAAAGGGAUGCCAACCAGUUCCUGGGCCAGACAGCCAAGCAGCAGCAAUAAAUGAUCAGCAUCCUUGGAUGGCCACACCCUUGAUGGAAGACAGCAGUUCUUUGGAUAGUGACGACAGCAUUGAACAAGAAAUCCAGAAGUUCUUGGCAGAAAAGGCCAAAGAUUCCUCAAGUACUGUGGAAAUAGCUGGGGCUUUUGGAAUUGUUGACACUCUGAAAGCUGCUCAGCCCCGAACUGCUCAGCCAAAAGCAAAGCGCAAACAGUCAGUGGCUGGGGACAUUGCCUUAUUGAAGCAGAAUAAGAGAGCGAAGAAGUGCUGUCAGCCAAUGACUGCGUUGAGAAAUUGUCUGAGAACUGGAAGAGAGAGUGCAGGAACUGCUUCUCGAAUUGGUGAGCAAGCCGUAACAUGCGCAGAAGACAUUCACAGCCAAGCAACAGUGAAGCUGCAGGGCAACCAGAGAAUUGUGCAAGCCAGAGGGGCUGGUUUAUCUGUAAAGAGAAUAGCAGUAGACAGGAAGGGGGUCUCUGACGGCAAGCUUGAUCAGAGAAGCCUUCUGUCUUGGAAGGAAAAGGCUGAGAACUGCAAACUGCAAAAUUAUUUUAAGUCUAUGUCCCCUUUCAGAAGAAAGAGCCCACGUGAGUUCAAAAUUUCCAGCAAGUGUAUAGCAGGCUUCAAAAGUGCCCAGAAGAAGAAAUCUGUGCUUUUGAGGAAAAGGCGAAGCACAGAUUUGUCAGUACCCCAGAGCAAUGUGUUCAGGAGGCAAGAAGGUUUGCUUGUUGAGAAAUGUAAAGCUCUUGUGCAAAAAGGGGUCCUGGGUUCCAAAAGUGAGACAGAAGAGGCAGACUUAUAUCUAAGAUGUUUGGCAGAGCAGCUAUAUCCCCAUGUAUCAGAAAAAACGGAGGUUGUCCCUUUAAGUGUAGAAGUGGUCAGUCUUGCAAAAGCCAGACCUUUUGGUGAUGAAGAGCCUUGUCCUCAUGCAAAUUCAAAGCAACGCUCUCUUUGUCAGGAGCCCAGCAUGGGUGAUGCCAGGGGGGUUCAUGUUAGCUCGAUACCAUCUGAGAUCCCUGUUAAGGAAAAGGAAGGGAAAAUCCAUGAUCACAGCAACAGUUGGGAGGGACUCGGUACCCCCAAGUCUUGUGACUCACCAUUGAAAGAGAGAGGGUUGAUGACUCAUCAAGACAGAAUAGCUGAGAAGCAAAUCCAGAAAGAUGUAGAGGGGGGUUCUGCAGAAUUCACAGAUGUACCUGUGGUGGCACACAGUCAUGGUCUGGAGAAAAACAAGCCCUCCAGUUUUUUCUUGGGCAGCUGCAUUGACCCAGGGUGGACAGUUCAGCCGUACAUCACUUUGUCGCCAGGGCAGCUGUGUGAACAAGACUCUAAUGAUGCAGAGUAGGAAGAAAGUGCUCCAGGUAGACCAUUUCCCUUUUCCCUUGGAAAAGAGCUGGGAGGCCUAGUGAUCAUAAAAUCGGGGCUCCACCAAUCGGCCCCUGCCGGCUCUGUCAGCCCGCCCUACCUCUCAGUCGGGAAAGACCGCGGCAGAGUUGGGGCCGCCAGCACGGCCCCUGGAGGCAGCACCCCGCGGACCCCGACGCCACCGGGCCGCGUCGUCACGCUGCUCGUCCCCAGCCCUCCCAGCCGGGACGGCGAUUUCCCCGGGGCCUUCGCGGGCCGGAAGCAGUCGGCCCCGCCCCUUCGCCCCGGUCUUCCUGCGCGGGCUCUUCUCUUUGGGCACUCAUCAGCCCUGAGGGUCUUCACAAAGGUACUCAUCACUCUGGUAGUGCUUCUGAGGAAGCAAGGGAUCCACGUCUUUCCCUACUUGGACGACAUCCUGGUGAGUGCCCCCUCCAAACAGGCGGCAAUUCAACACACCUCGACAGUUCUUCACCUCCUGGAACAACAUGGCUUCCUCGUGAACUGA